ACCAGCCAUUAAUCUGGCUGUCAGGCAGAUUAAUAACAGAAGUGACAUUCUACCAAACCAUACACUUCUAAUACACUGGAGGGAUACUAAGUGUUCAGAUUCUUACGCUAUCAAAGCGCUGAUCGAGCAGUUGCGAAGACCACCGACAAAAAUGGCCCUAAUAGGUCCCGGAUGUUCAAUCUCAGCGGUGCUUGUGGCAGCUGCGUCUCACUUUUGGAACUUGAUUCAGAUUGGUUUCAGUGCUGGGUCACCGCGUCUUUCGGAGAAAACCCGGUAUCCACUUUUCUUCCGAAUCAAUGCCCCGGAAACGAUUCUUAACAAGGCUGUUGUCUCACUGCUGCGCAGAUUUGGUUGGAAGCGGAUUGCUAUUGUCAAACAAGAUGAGGAUCUCUUCAAUGACGCUCAUGAGGAUCUUCAGACAAUACUGAAAACACAAGGCAUCUCUGUGAUUUCUACAAACAGCUUUGUCGAGGACCCAGAUAAUGUCAUAUCAGAUCUAAAGGAAAGGAAAGCUCGUAUAAUCAUUAGUAUGAUGUACGCAGAUAAAUCCAGGCUCAUCAUGUGUGCGGCCUACCGUCACAAACUGUAUGGUCCUCACGUGCAAUGGCUCUUACCCGGUUGGUACACGAAGGACUGGUGGCGAGUCGCAGAUGUGCCAGGCUGCUCAGCUGAGGACAUUCGAACCGCGGCAGCAAAUUUCCUGGCUGUGGAGGACUUGGUUAUGGACGCUGCAACAAAUCACACACUAAGUGGACUGACCGCAGAGGAGUUUAUGGACAUGUACACUGCAGAGCUUAAACACUAUCCAUACUCCGCCAAUGGGUAUGCUCCGCUAGGAUAUGACGCAGCCUGGGUACUAGCCUUGGCACUGAAUAAGACGAUGACGCACCUGAACAAAAACAACAAGUCUGUUGAUAACUUCUCGUAUGAAGAUGCCGAGUUUGCGCAACUUCUGUCGAGAACGCUUCUUAAUAUCUCGACUUAUGGGAUAACUGGAGUUAUAAACUUCAACAGAAACCAAGAAAGACUCAAUAAAAUAUGGAUCGAACAGUUUCAAGGUGACAAAGAAGUGAGAGUUGGUCACUUUGACCCGGAAAAACACGACCUGAGUAAUGGAGAGCUCACCAUGAUACCUGGACAGAAGUUUAUAUGGCCAGAUGGUAACCCACCAAGAGAUAAGGAUCUUGUGAAUGAGCCGCUAGUAAAGACUAGUCGCAGUUUGUUUUAUGUGUUGAGUUGUGUGGCUAUGCUGGGCUUAAUGUCAUCUCUUGGAUUUCUUUACGUCAAUUGCCACCACAGACAUUACAGUAUCAUCAGACAAUCAUCUCCAAGGCUCAAUAACAUGAUCGUGAUCGGCUGCAUGCUGGCAUAUUGCUGUGUGUUUUUGUUUGGGGCAGAGACGUUUGUCGAGUCACUCGACACACAAACUGUGAUCUGUAAGACAAGAUGGUGGAUUUUUUCUCUUACAUUUAGCCUGGCAUUUGGCACAAUGUUCGUCAAAACAUGGAGGGUUUACAAAAUUUUCACCAACAAGCAUCUUGACAAAGAGUUGAACUUCCUGCGUGAUCGUCACUUAUUCGGUAUUGUUUGUGGACUGGUAUGUUUAGACGUUGUGUAUCUAACAGCAUGGGAGCUAUCAGAUCCUGUUGCCGGAAGUCUGAAACAUUUAAGUAAGGAAAUAUCCCCAGAUGGUAACGUGAUCACACAGAGACAAGUCCUAAUAUGCACUUCUGGUAAUGAGAAUUUAUGGUUGAGUCUCUGGGUGAUAUGGAAAACUUUGUUACUGGCUUUGGGGCUUUUUCUGGCUUGGGAGACAAGACACGUCAGUUUCCCAUCACUGAAUGACUCCAAAUACAUCGGUAUGAGCGUGUAUAAUGUCGUGAUCAUGAGUCUGAUAAACGUUCCUCUGUACUAUGUUGUCGGAGAGGCUCAUAUCCAAGCCAGAUACGCGCUGAUUGCUACAACACUGAACUUCAUCUCCACAUUUACUCUCCUCGUGCUGUUUGUUCCAAAGAUCGCUAAAAUAAUGAGACGAGCAACAUGUCCAGAGGAGAAACCUGAUGUCGUUAGCGGAAUAUCCACGUGCAAUUAUUGGGAAAACCAAGGAUGUCCCUACUGCAAUAGGUACUCAUUACCCAUGGAACUGGUGUCAGUGAACCACUUCGCAAUGCGCUAUAAAGUUUUGUUUGCUUUUGUGCUUUUCUUUGGACCAACUAGUUUUGUGUUUGCUCGUCGAAGACACUCAAAUAGAUAUCUUUCAAACGCAAUCGACGCAGAAAACCUGAAGAUCCCAGCCCCAAACGUUACAGCGGAGAAAAUCAUGAGAUAUUUCCUUCGCCGCGAUGACAGCCUGAUCACCAGACGAUCCAAACGACAAAUUGGUGAAGAAACUGUGCCAAAUAAUACCAUCAAUAAUGUCGUAUACGUCAUCGAUUCCUCCAACUCGAUCCGAGAAGAAAACUUCCAGAAAGGGCUUAGAGCAUUGGUUUACCUGACUGAAAAGGCGAGACCUGAUACACUUUACGCUGUGGUGAAUUUUGCUACGGACGCCACUGUGCUUACGCCAAAAUUCAUCUCUGAGAACGAAACAAUAGCUCUACUGCCGACUGUGAAGCGAAAGGCUGGCCUUACUAAUACCCAGGAGGCUUUGCAGGUGUGCAAAGACAAGCUCUUUGGAAGUGCAUUGUCUGGCUUUGACCCAGCAGGUCCCAAAAAUGUUCUCCUAGUCACAGAUGGCUUAUCUAACAUGGGGAAAGAACUUACAUUAUUCAAGGCCUUCAAUUUAAAAGAUGAUGGAGUUGAGAUAUUUGUGGUGGCUGUUGGGGGUUUUUCUUUCGGUAUGCAAGAAAUUCUUGGCCUUGCUUCGUCUACUGACAGGCAUUUGUAUCGUGUACUGGAUAUGGAAAGUUUCGUUCAAGUCGCAAACCUUAUUCCUUCCUUGCAAUAAAUAUGUAUUUGAGAUUUUCCUUUCACUUGAUCGAUGGCCAUUUUUGUACUAACUGAGAAAUAAAACACAUUCGAGAGUUGUAAUUCAAGAGGGAUUCAUUUGGUACAUUUGCUAAAUUUCUUCCUGAGGCAUCUCUGCGGGCUGCUGUUUCUUUCAGAUAAAUUGAAAGGUUAUUUUUGUUCUCCAUUGAACGACAUUUUCAUCGGAAUCUUUUGAAAGUAAAUGCAAACAUCAGUUACUUAGUGUCCCAUUUCGUAUCACCCCAUAAAAAUGACUCUUGCAUGCGUGGAAUGCCUGUGUUUUUCAAGAACGUUCAGGCUGAGAUCAACCAAAAUUUUAGAAACAUACUAAGAACGUAUAUAUUGUAACAAAGGAAGGGAAAUUAAAAAAAAAAAAAAAGAGUUUAUGUCAUUAUUCCAAAUACCUCAUUACAAUUCCAAGUUGUAAUGAAAGCUUAUAGAAGGUACCGUUAGCAGAAUCCUGUACCCAUAAAUUAUAUAUGAAACAGAGUUAACCUGAAUAAACAUUUUAAACAAAAGUUAUGGCAAGAACGAGAUUUUAUGUUAUGCAGAUGCAGUAACAAGUUUUAUGACUAAUU
Molecule: messenger RNA, 3545 nt
Organism: Pocillopora verrucosa
Lineage: Eukaryota; Metazoa; Cnidaria; Anthozoa; Scleractinia; Pocilloporidae
Source: RefSeq, a predicted model, not a curated record